GUGGCCGUGGACAACGAAAUGGAACUUCUGGAAUGGAUCAGCCUUGGAAGAAAAGUGGGAAAAAUAGGAAAUCAAAACGCAUUAAACCACAGGAGUCUUCGGACAGUACAGCUUCUGGAACUAAAUUCCCCCAUCGCUUUCCUCUUCAGGGUUUAAAUACUACUGCUUGGUCACCAUCAGACACUUCACAAGCAAGCUAUUCAGCGAUGUCUUUUCCAACUGUUAUGCCUGCAUAUCCACUUCCUGUUUUUCCAGCAGCAGCAGGGACAGUGCCACCAGCUCCUGAGACUUCAGUCUCUGGUUUUAAUCAGCUGCCAGACUCGGGAAAUACUUGCCCUGUGCAACCGUCCCAGUUUUCUGCCCCCCUUAUGACACCUGUUGUAGCUCUUGUGCUCCCCAACUAUGUCUACCCAGAAAUGAACAAUAGCUUACCUCAAACGCUUUAUCACAGCCAAGCCAAUUUUCCUACCCAUCCUGCUUUCUCUUCUCAGACAGUAUUUCCAGCGCAGCCUCCAUUCACUACACCUACCCCUUUCCCACAACAGGCGUUUUUUCCAACGCAACCAUUCCAUUAUAAUCCACCGACAGAAAUUGAAAAGGUUCCUGUUACAGAGACACGAAACGAGCCAUCCCGUUCCUGCACUCCACAGUCAGUGGGUCCUCAAGACCAGGCUUCACCGCCUUUAUUUCAAUCAAGGUGUAGUUCUCCUCUGAAUCUUCUACAGUUAGAAGAAAACACAAAAACUGUGGAAAGCGGAGCCCCUGCAGGUUUGCAUGGAGCUCUAAAUGAGGAAGGAGCCAUAGGCAAAAUCAUGACAACUGAUGAUGGUAGUGGAAAGGGAUCCCUACCAGCUGAGUCUCCAAUGGAUGCUCAAAAUAGCGAUGCGCUCUCCAUGUCCAGUGUCCUGCUUGACAUUUUACUUCAAGAAGAUGCAUGCUCAGGCACUGGCUCAGCUUCAUCAGGGAGCGGCGUAUCUGCAGCUGCUGAAUCUCUUGGGUCUGGAUCGAAUGGCUGUGACAUGUCAGGGAGCAGAACAGGCAGUAGUGAAACUAGUCAUACCAGCAAAUACUUCGGGAGUAUUGAUUCUUCAGAAAACCAUCAUAAAACAAAAAUGAAGGCAGAAAUAGAAGAAAGUGAGCACUUCAUUAAGUAUGUUCUUCAGGAUCCGAUAUGGCUUUUGAUGGCAAACACAGAUGACACCGUUAUGAUGACUUACCAGAUACCCUCUAGAGAUUUGGAAACAGUUUUAAAAGAAGAUAAGCUGAAAUUAAAGCAAAUGCAGAAACUACAACCAAAAUUUACUGAAGACCAAAAAAGAGAGCUUAUUGAAGUUCAUCCAUGGAUCCAGCAAGGUGGACUGCCAAAGACUGUUGCUAAUUCUGAAUGUAUUUUUUGUGAGGACAAUAUACAGAGCAAUUUUUAUACAUCAUAUGAUGAAGAAAUCCAUGAAAUGGACCUUAAUGAAAUGAUUGAAGACAGUGGGGAGAACAAUCUGGUCUCCCUGAAUCAAGUCAGUGAAGAACAAACAUAGCCUUUGAGCCUGUUGCUUUUAAAGCUGCUUCAAAAUUAAGUCAUGAUCCGUUAAGGUUUUAAUCUUGUUUCCAGCAAGAUGAAUCCGGUUCAUAAUACAGAUGUUUUUCUUGCUCUAAAAGAGUCAUUUGUGAAAGAAUCUCUUUUUAAAUGGUGGCAAUCUCUUCCCAGUAAGGACAUUGUUGAAGAUGGUAUAGCUUUUAUUUAAUGAAAAAGACUCAUAUUUUGCACUUAUAUGCCUCAAGUUUUUCUUUGUAAACUAUAAAAGCUUUCAUUGAUGCCUACUGAGUGGGUCAAUGAGUACUGUGAGUACUGAAAAUCCCCUGUAAACAUAUAGUUCUUCAAAUCUUUGAAUAAUGAAUAAGUUAUAAAUUGUUCUAGGAAUCUUGCUUAGAAGCUCUUUAGCAUUGCUCUUAAUGUUUGAAGUGGUCCAGCAUAGUGGAAGAAAUAACCUUCAAGAAAAUCAGUUCAAACUUGCCCUUUUCAUACCAGUUGACUCAUCCUCUUGGUUUCCUAUAGUUUUGACUAUAGGAACUUUUUGCCUAAGAGAAAUGUUAAACUAAUUUUCUAAGAUGACCUUGGGUUAAAAUACUUACAUGGAUACUUAAGGAAGCGUAGGUGAGUGCUGACAACUCUGUAGCCUUUGGUUUCAAUGGACACUGCAAUUCUAUGAACUGCUUGUUAUCUUGAAGCAUGAUUUCUGAGAAUUUAUACACAGAAAAUCUCUGCUAAAAAUUUAAAAACACACAGGAUGACCGUGUAUGAUCCAGUGACUGAGACAAAACGUGGCGUAACCUUAACCUUUAUUUUUGGUCUGUUCUGUUAAGAUGUUGGCCGUCCGUUUUUCUGUUUGGCUAAACAGACAUAAAGCUUGCAUGUGGCAAGAGAGGAUUAGACAUUUCUCAUAAUUGGAAGAUAUUUCUUAUAAAAAGAGAUUUUGAGAAUACCAUUGACUUUCACAGAUUACGUAAUCUAACACUUGGUGUGGCUGGAGUCCUUUCUUGUCAAGGAUUUAAUUUUAAUGCCUCAGCGAUUGUAUCAACUUGAAUAAUGUGUACUUUGUCCUUGUGUUGUUUGUACAUGUUGGAUGUGGGAAGAGAACUAAAGAGAGUAACUAUCAGUAUUGAUUAGUUAGAAGAAAUCUAGUUGCAGCAUUGCUAGAUGUCAGCUGUAGGUCUUGGGGGUUAAAAACGUGGAGAAACUCAAUUAACUUUGCUAUGUUUGUCUUAAAAUAUUUUCAUGAAAGAUUUUUCUUUUUUAAUAUUAAGGUAACAUUUCUAUUCACUGAAAUUUGAAGUUAAUUAUAUAAAAAUGUUUCUCUUUGCAUACAAAGAGGACAUGAAGGCAGAUCUGGCACCAUAAAAACGUGCUGAAGCAACUGGUAUUUGCUUAGUGGAAGAAAUGUGUGAAUUAAUUAUUAAUUGGACAUUGUCAUAAGGAAAUUUGCAAUGGAGACAGGUUCUUCAGUUGGAACAUGUGAAAUUACAAAAAAAGUAGAAUCACUGCUUCAAAAGCAAGUAUCUUAAACAUAGUAUGAAACACUCAUCAGUAUGAUCUGAUUCCUGUCUUUAACAGUUCUGCAAGAUCAAACUUCAGUAGAUGUAUAUAAACUGAAUGAGAAACAUUAAAAUGUUGGUGUUCAAGUCCAAUAUGUUAAAUGUUUCAAUCAUAAACAGAACAGUGCAGCUAUACCAGCAUAUUACAUAUUCCUUUUUUGUGUUUUAUUACAUGUAAACACAAGUAGUUUUAAUUGGACCAGGGUUUGGGAAAAAUAAAAGCUUUAUAUAUAAAGGAGUGCAUCAUUAUUAAACAUUAUUUUCAGGGACUUCUCAACCACUUUGUGAACUUCUUUGCUUUAGCAUGUUUUUUUUUUUUCUGUUGUGUUUUCUUUUUUUUUUGUUCUCAUUUCUUUUUUUUCAAUGACCAUCUUGUAAGCAUAACUUAGUGAAAGGAAGAGAAAAGUAUAUUUAGAGCAUUUUGUGGAUGUGCUUAAUUACGGUCUUAUUCUUGCAUCCUUAAAGUGUUUGCAUUUACAGGGUGGUAUUAAAUAUUUUCCUGUAACUUUAAAUCUACAUGCCUCCAUUUAUAGAUAAGAUUCUGAAGCUGUAAUUUUUCCAAGCUGUUGUAAGAUGAUUUAUUUGUGAUGACACUUUGUCAACAUGUCAACAAUGUUUUCUGUACACUGUGCAAUAUAUUUUGGUUUUGCCACUUGUGACUAAUUUUUAUGACUUUGCUUUUUAGAAAACUGGUAAAUAAAACAGAUAUAUUUUUAGUUGUC
This is a messenger RNA of Meleagris gallopavo (turkey), 3809 nucleotides long. NCBI's taxonomy places the organism in Eukaryota, Metazoa, Chordata, Aves, Galliformes, Phasianidae. The record is from RefSeq and is a predicted model, not a curated record.